AUGCCGAAGAACUCAAAGCAGUCGGCGAAAGAACCGGCGAAAGUCACACCGGAACCGGAGUUGCCCCCAACCGAAGAGCAAACCGAAGCCGCACGGCUCGAAGAGGAACAAAGGCGGCUACGGGAAAGGGCGGCACAAAAUCAGAAGCAAUACAACCAGCGGCGCGUGUUGCUGGUGGAAAGUUUGAAAUUUUUCAAAAGGCUCAGGAGAAAUGCCACCGAACAGCGACGGCAGCAGGCGAGUCGAAAAGAAUGGUCCGACUUCUUGGCCUGCCAACUCAACCCCAAUCCGGGCCGUGCGCCAGAACUUCGCGAACGGUUGUACCAGUGGCGGUACGAGCAGCAGGAGCUGGAACGGAACUCGGUCAGCUGGACGUUGGCAGCGGAUGAGCGUAGCCGACUGACGCAGAACCGAGGUCAAGCGGAAGGGAAAACGCGCCAAGAUCUGAAGCUGCUGUACCGGAACAUCGGCGCGAUUUAUGUGCCAAGGAUUCGGGAGGCGGUCGCGGUGCUGGAAUCGAUCGAGCGAUACGCCCGAACUGGCCACACCGUACCGCCGGAGGUACUGCUGGCGAGGGACGAAAUCCGGAAGUUCAUUAGCGAUUCACUGGACAGGAUGACCUUUCGGAUUGGUAGCAACAUCGGUCGGGAUAUGGAGACGCUGAAUCCAGUGAUGGGCGAGUUUUGCUACGCGGGUGACAUUGUGGCCGUGUACCUUUGGAGUUUUCGCCACGUGCCCCUGCCGUCGGAUUAUAAUCUUCUUAUGAAAGUUAUCAGCAUGAAACCGCUCGGUCUAACCUUACACCGACCACCGAGGUUCGAUUUAAAGGGCGCACUUAUCCGGGGUCUCUGGCACGAGUUCGAUCACUACAGUGGCGCCGAUCCAACGCACGCGCUGCGGCUAGCGGAGAAGCCCACGGGUACCGAUCUCAGCAUCGAGCAAGAACUGGAGUGGAAAGAGCGGCAGGAUAUCAGGCGGAAACGGCUGACAGCUUUACGCCAGCUGCGAGAUGAUUACGAAGCCGAGCAGCGCCGCAAAGAAACCGAAGCGGAAGUGCUGGCAGCGGGAAAGCAAAAGGCCUCCGGUCCUGCCGCGCAGAAGACGAAGAAGGAGACGACCGGUCGGCGCCCCGGGAGCAAAAAACCUCACCUCACCGUGCAGGAACCGUCCACGCCGUCGGUUCCGCUGGUGAUUACGGAUGAGACCGAGGUUGACAUUGACGACGAGUUCGAGCAACGGCAGAGGGAUCUGGUUUGGGACAGUUUGGUGCGUAUCGGUCCCACCUCGCUCCCGCUCAAGGAAGGUUACAUGAACCUGCGCGAGUAUGCCAUCGUCGGAGGCGUUUACAAGCUGGCACGCUUCGCCAAGCUGCCACAACCGGUGGAACCACGACCGGGGUUCCUCUUCACCUCGAGUCGCGUCGCUUUGAAGCUCACAAACCGGGGCUACCGAGCAAGAUCCACCCGUGGUGGUGAGGAGUUGAUUAAAAUUCAACUACAACUCCCGGCCAGCUGCUUCUGGUGGGAAGAACCGCGCGUUUGUUGGUGGGAACGGCAUCCUCCGGCCGUUCGCAAGCGCCACAAGGCGCGCAACUCGUCACUACAGCCUGCGGCCAACCGAGAGCGACCUCGACGACGACGACGACGCCCAGCCAAAGCACCAAAGAUUGUUCGAGAUUUCCCACUCCAGGACCGUCCACGAGUUGGGCUUCAUUUUCUCAUACGCGACCACAUUCUGCCACGACUACCGGAUGGAUAUCGAUGCCGGGCGGAGUUGAAGCAAUUGUACACCAUUUUGCGGGACCGCACCCUCCAUCGAGAGGCUCUCGAUCGUGAGCGCGAUGCACGAGAUGAGCUAGUGGCAGCGUACGAUCGAUUCCUUGCCGUGCACCGUUACGGUGAGCUGGCAUCGUCCUCUGCACCACCCAUCGCGGAAAUGCGCCACCCCGUGGAGGCGGACAUCACGAUCGGAAAGCGUCGCUCGCGGUGGACGGGACUGGGAAUGGGCCUGGGCGUUCGUGUAAGUGGAACGGCGAAGGAAAUGGAUGAAAAAUUGGACCAAUUUCCAUUGGUGCACCCGACGCGACCACGCUAUCUACAUCCUACCGCCCUUUGCCCCCAGCUCCCCCAAGUGGCCACCGAUGGCACCGCUCCCGGCGUGGAUGCUGAGCGGAGUAUGGGGGAGUUGGUGCGAACGCUUCAAGCCGCCAACACCAUGGAUGACGAAGAGCUGGAAGAGAGGUUGUGUGUCCACUUUACCACCUUUCUCCGCCUACUCGACUAUUUGCGCGACCAGGGAAAACCAAUUUUCCCGGUACCACGGGCCACACCAGCGAAAGUGGAACUGGAACCAGUUCGUGCUUCAGUCGCGGGCAAAGAGAAGCAGGCGAAGCGACAAACGGUGACGCGAGUGUUCAAACAUCGCAAUAUGGUCGUCGUGCAGAUGCCCGGUCGGCGGCCAUCGAGGAAAGCGUUUGCUCCGGCGGCGGCGGUGGGGCGGAGAGCGAGUUCACUACUGCACCUCAGCUCCACCAUCAAGGGUCGUUCGUCGAUGAAGAAAAAGAAGCAACGAAAACGCAGCAAAUCCCAAAGUGGCCCCACGACUACCGUGAAGCAGAAUAAGAAGCAAAAGAAAAAGAAUCAAAAGAAAAAGAAGCAGAUAAAGAAGCAGAAAAGGAAGGAAAAGGAUUCUGUCUUGAUUGAGCGCGAACGGGGUCGAUGGUCAAGCAAACCAAUCGCAAGGCAAUCGUACGACCCCGACCAACGGAUCGUGACAUUCUGGACCGAUCGGCUCGGUGUUUAUGGGUUGGCCGUUCGCCGAUACUCCCAGCUACCGUUCCAGCACUGGACGGUGCGUCGAGCGGACCGAACAACGGAACACGCCGCGACGAUUACACUCAAGACAGCGACCGGGCUGGAAGCCGUUUUCCACAUCACUCCCGAGGGCUAUCGGCUGGAGAUCGUACCGGAGAGCAUCGAGAGGACGCCGGCGAACGCACCACUUGCGAUCGCUCGUCCCGACCACGACCUAACGCUGGAUGAGCUGGAGAAGCUGUUGGUGAAACUGAAUUUGCAUCUCUUCCCACAGCCAGACACCUGCUUUUACGCGAAUGGUGCGAUGGCGCUCAAGCACGACGCUAUGGAGAUGCAUAAUUUGCAGUGUUUGGCCGUGUUCUGCUUGACUCACCAGUUCGAGUGGUGCCUGUGGAACCGGUAUGCCGAUCGGCGCACCGCACUCGUCCAAUACCGGCCGCUAAUUGAAGGGCACGCGGAACCGGAACUGGCAACCAUCAAGAUAACGCCACUGGGUGCGCUGACGGUCGUGGUGGAGGAACUCUGUUCGCCUACGCUCGAGCAGAUCCUGUUGGCGUACCAUCCCGUUCCGGUGGACCAAAGCUACAACGCCGACUGCUACGGAUUGCUGAAGGGUUCGCUAGAAGAGCCCUCGCGGAAGGUUCUCUCCAAAACGCCACCUCUGCUCCAGUGGCACGUUGGGCAGCUGUUGCAGAAGCUACGUCUACUCAGCUACUCCUGA
Messenger RNA from Anopheles aquasalis, 3534 nucleotides. RefSeq lists its product as uncharacterized. NCBI's taxonomy places the organism in Eukaryota, Metazoa, Arthropoda, Insecta, Diptera, Culicidae. Gene Ontology annotation, molecular function: microtubule binding; beta-tubulin binding. The record is from RefSeq and is a predicted model, not a curated record.